Messenger RNA from Cataglyphis hispanica, 506 nucleotides. RefSeq lists its product as uncharacterized. The record is from RefSeq and is a predicted model, not a curated record. The coding region runs from base 1 to 471 and encodes 156 amino acids. Lineage: Eukaryota; Metazoa; Arthropoda; Insecta; Hymenoptera; Formicidae. The transcript is spliced from 2 exons.
AUGGCGGCUGGGGCGAUGACAGCCGGGGCCAUGGCGGCUGGGGCGAUGACAGCCGGGGCCAUGGCGGCUGGGACGAUGACGGCCGAGGCCAUGACACCCGGGCCGACGACCGCCGGGGCCAUGGCAGUCGGGCCGACUAUUAAGCGGACAUACCCGAAAGGAUUCCUCUCCCAAAGGGAGUGGGAGGAAAGAAAGCGGAUCAAUGAAGCCAUAAGAAGGGCACUGAAUAAAGAAAAAAAAAUAAAAAGAUGUUAUAUGCCCGCAUCGUCCGCACCAUCCGGAUACGUGGCCGGCUCAUCCGAAUAUGUGUCCGCAUCGUCCGCACCACCGGGAUAUGUGCCCGCAUCGUCCGCACCACCGGGAUAUGUGCCCGCAUCGUCCGCACCACCGGGAUAUGUACCCGCAUCAUCCGGACUAUCCGGAUAUGUGCCCGCAUCGUCCGCACAACCCGGACACUUAAAUUUUUUUUAAUUUUUAAUUUUUUAAUUUUUUUUAAUUUAAUUUAA